AUGAGCCCCCUUCGAUCGUUUCUUGUAAUUUUUGUUUCUUUGUUGUUUGUUUCUUUGUCGUUCGUCACAUCGAUAUUUACACCGUGCAAUGGCAAAUCCCAGCUUGGCGGUUCUUGCGAUCUAAAUGUCGACUGUGAAAAUAAGGGCUCAAUAUGCCUUCGGGGCAAAUGUCGGUGCCAUCCACAUUAUAUCGAGGUUGCCGAUGAAAAGCGUCAAAAUUCACACUGUAAACGAUUGCCAGCAAAAAUCGGUGAAGUGUGCUCCACAAAAUGUCGCGAACCACUUUUCUGUCGUAGCGGUCAAUGUCAGUGCGUUCAGCGCGGAACUACAGCACUUAUCAGUGGCGAAUGUGUCUCAAUGAGUCGAGUGGGUGAUCGUUGUACACGACAUUAUGACUGCACAGCACCAUUUUCUGCAUGUUUGAAUUCUCAGUGCGUUUGCAUAAGUGGAACUGUUCAACAAGGAACUAAAUGUGUUGCAACACCUAACUGUCCCCUCGGAGGGAAACCAGGUAAUAUGUGCGUGAGAAAAGCAACUAAACAACAAGUCGAGAAUUUCAUUCAAGGAGCUGAUGAUUGUCCCCUCGGACAGGUUUGUAUUGCUUCCGGUGAUUCAUCUGUGGGUCACUGUUGUCCUGUGGUUUGUCCUUUAUCUACCGAACCAGAUAUAAAUUUUUCGUGUGAACAGAAUGCGACGAAACGAUGUCCAUCCGAUACUCAUUACUGCCAUCGGCUUUCAGACGGGGGUUUCUCUCAGUCAGUGUGCUGUCGACGUCCGUGUAAUGCUAUUGCUCCUAAUGCUUUAUAUAUCAAUGGUAUUUGUACAACACGAGGACAACUGAACUCACAUUGUACCAGUAAUGAACAAUGUGGCAGUGGUGAAAGUAUGCAGUGUAAUCGAGGUCAAUGUGAAUGUUUGGCUGGUUUUCAUCCUCUUGUCGAUUCAGUGACAAAUCCUCAACGGAAUCCAAGUCAAACUUGUAUUCGCGAUUGUGAUUCAGAAUCACUUUCAAAGGAUACGAGUUGUUUAAAGCCAAUUGGGCUAGAAGGUCACUGCUUCGCCCAGAAGCAAUGCCCACUGAAUUCUGGAUGCUUCAGGGGCCGCUGUCUGUGCAAAUGUGGUUUUAAACAAGAAGGUUCAAGAUGUGUUCAACCAUCUGUUCCACCCAAACCAUCAACUCCUACGCCAAUAGAAUUGCCAAAAUUGCCUUUAAAUCUAAAAUCUCUUCGAUAUUUCCUCAAAAUCUGUUGCAUUUUUUGUUAA
Messenger RNA from Dracunculus medinensis (Guinea worm), 1263 nucleotides. The record is from the annotation of a GenBank genome assembly. Lineage: Eukaryota; Metazoa; Nematoda; Chromadorea; Rhabditida; Dracunculidae.